UGGAAACCCAACAUUCUGAGCUAGACCAAUAGAGAGUGAACUAGUGGAAAAAACUAUAGUGUUUACAAAAUAGUGUUUUUCAUUUGAUAUCAACAUUGAAAGUUGUUCUAUUUCUUGUCACUGUGAACGUGUGUUCCUUUAACCGUCAAGAUAGAGCCACUACACCCUGCCUACAUUUCUUCUUUUGAAGAUUUGACAACAGUUGCUUGUGGACAGAAAUGCCCUACUCUUGGUGAACUAAUGGAUUCACUACCACUUUCCGAGUUGCAGACUUUCUUCGCUAAUAAAGGUGAGCUGGCUUGUUACGCUUCUAGGAAGUUUUUUGUGGAGUCGAUCGACUGCUCCCCCCUCGAUGUUCUUGACCCCAUGCUUGAGCGUGCCUUAGAUCUGAGUGAGUACAUUUGUCCAGACAUUUACGACCAUCAUCGAUCCAACUUUUCUGCUCACAUUUCCUCAGAUUUCCCCGACUGCCAGAGUCUGCCUCAAGUGGUGCUGGACGCAACGGCGGUUGUCCAUGAAGGGAAAUACCCAGGCGAAGGCUCAGUGUUGCCUCCGCCGGUGGUCAACUUUUUGGAGCCCGGACAGAGCCCUACGCCUUCAGAUGGAUCCAGCUAUUACAGCGACGACAGCAACAGCGGCACGCCGCACAUACCAGAGUUCAGCCAACUGACGUCUCCUGCAGCCGAGGCGCCUAGCACCUCCAGCUUCCAGUGGCCCAGCUGCAGCAAUGCGAUCAGUAACAACGACAACAAAUUCCCAAUAAGGACACCUAGCUCUAGUAACUUUGGCAUGAAGCAGGAAGAGUUUCCAAGCUUCGACGCCGACGGCUUUGGAUUACCGAAUUCCUUAACGCACAUGUCCCAGCCCCACCCACCUGUCUCCGAGAUGUCACCAUUUCCAUUCGUGACGUCACCUUCAACGUCUUUACCUUCUCCAUCCUCGACAAUAUACUCAGUAUCUAGUCCUGGCACCCCGGGGCCGUCAGGCUCAAGCCGGGGACGCCGCCCGCACGGCUCUAGCGCCCCUUACUCCAGCAAGUCAAGGAGGCGGCAUGUGGAAAAGGGCACUCAGGAGUACGUCGACAAACGUGCCCGCAAUAACGUGGCGGUCAGGAAAAGCCGCGCCAAAGCCAAAGAAAAGCAGCGGGAAACCGAAGGCCGUGUGAAAGACUUACUCGACCAGAACCACCAGCUCCAGAAAAAGGUGGACAUGCUCAGCAAGGAACUUAGUGUGUUGAAAAAUGUGCUAUCGAGUAUUGGAAGCCCUAUACCUGACGAUUUCUUAAGACUAUUAGCAGAUUCUUCUUGACAUGGACACUAAAUUUUAACCUAAAUACUCUAAUUUUUUGUUUGUUUAUAAAACAAGUAUUAGUGAACCAUGAUUUCUGUGAAUACUGUAAGUUCUCGAACGAUGCCAACAAGACUAUUUGAUCACUAUUAAGGCAGCCCGGUGUACUUUCCUUCUUGUGCUAUUCAGAACAAAAUGCCACAGUGAGUUAUUGCCUCACUUUUACUCUUCAAUAUCUUUUAUUCUUUAUAUUUUUUUUUUGUGUGCAGACGUUUUUAGCUUAAACAAUCUUUGAAUAUUCCACCUUUUCGAUGUUUAUAUUUAAUGCAUGUUAUUUUUUUAUAUAUUAUUAUUACUAAAUAUCUAUAUUUAAAUUGUUGAAUUAGUAGUAGUCCUCAAACCAUUGACUGCAACUGAAUCAAUAGGUUUGUCGUAAAGCUGUGAUGAAAUAGAAAGAUAGAGAUCUAGAUAGAUGCAGUGGUAGAGUUAAGCUAGACCGUCAACACUGCAAACUGGGUAAUUUGUUAUUUCUAGUCUAAGGCGUACUUAAAGCAGCAAACAUUGUUCCUCCAUCCCACCUGUCACUAUCUAUUUUAGCGUCAUCAACUUUAACCCAUUCUCCCCGAAACCUUCGCUUUCUUUAUUUCUAUUUUCGUUCUAUUUAUUUGUGAAUAUAUAUAUAUAUAUAUAUAUUGCUAAAAAAAAAAAGAAAUGAUCUAUAAAACGAAGACUUAGCAGAAUCUUGUUGGUGUAAUUAAACUUGUGAUGAAUAUAUAUAUACUGUUUUUAGAAAACAAAUGUGAUUCAAUUCAUACGUACAAGACUUAUUUAUUGUUUUUCACGAUUCAUUUCAUAUGCUACUGUUCAACUUGACAUGCUUCUGGUAUCUUUCAUUUUAAUUAGGUCUACUUCAAUAUAUAGCCAAUAGGUUCCUAUAAGCCACUCUGUUUUGAUACACUUCCCCAUACAGACGUGUUUUUUAAUGUCUUAAGCUAGGUAGAGUAUUCACAAUGUUUUGCAAUAGAAAGAAGGAGGAACACAGGUUCUUAGCAUUAAUCAGUUGCUUAUAGUUGAAUAAUGCACAAUAGAAGUUGAACUUUAACAAACACAUUACAAGUUUAUUCCAAAUGAAAUCCGGUCUUCACCAUUUGUAUUUACUGUAAAUAUCAACAUCACAAAUCCAUUUCCCUACUUCAUACCACUACUUCAUACCACUACUUCAUACCACUACUUCAUACCACUACAUAUAUCACUACUUCAUACCACUACUUCAUACCACUACUUCAUACCACUACUUCAUACCAUUACUUUAUACCACUACAUAUAUCACUACUCUCUCCUUGAUCCAUCUUCUACUCCCUAGCUUAAAGUAUUGUUGUUGUUGUUUUUUUUUUUCUAGUCGUUAGCUGCACAGUUGUUUAAAAUUGUUACUUCCUAUUUGUGAUUUGUUUCAUUGAAAAUACAUGAAAUAAAUUUACAUUUUGUCUAAAGUUUGUUCUUAAAAGUACGAUAUUUGUAAACUAUGACAAAUGAUUCGACGACAUUUGUUGGUGCCAUUCUUCGUUGUCUGGGUUGUUUCAGCGUGAUCUUCAAGUAUAAUUUUACAUAAACCAUACCGGUAACUUUUACAUACAUACUAAGUUGUGUGACCCAAUUAUUUGUUUGAUUUUGUUCCACUCUAUUGUUGGCUCAGGAUGAGCAAAAAAUUGAUAUUUUUUAUGAUACAAAUACAAGAUAGUAUCUUACAAACUUA
Biomphalaria glabrata is the source of this 3040-nucleotide messenger RNA. Its product is annotated as CCAAT/enhancer-binding protein alpha-like. Gene Ontology annotation, molecular function: RNA polymerase II cis-regulatory region sequence-specific DNA binding; DNA-binding transcription factor activity, RNA polymerase II-specific. The record is from RefSeq and is a predicted model, not a curated record. NCBI's taxonomy places the organism in Eukaryota, Metazoa, Mollusca, Gastropoda, Planorbidae. Gene Ontology annotation, biological process: DNA-templated transcription; regulation of transcription by RNA polymerase II. The transcript has a single exon. Bases 241 to 1308 code for a protein of 355 amino acids.